GCAGGUUAGAAGGUGUUGGAGAGCUCCAGGAGUGACGGUGCGCUGCGUGGUCGCUGGGAGUUUGAAUUGAGGAAGGUUUCUCUUUGUGCUGGGCUCCGGGCUGUUUGAUUCUCCCUGUCUCCCCUGCCUCAUGGCUAACUCCGGACUGCAAAUUCUCGGCUUUACUCUGGCUCUGUUAGGAUGGAUAGCCCUGGUAGCGAGUACCAUCAUGCCCCAGUGGAAGAUGUCUAGUUACGCCGGGGACAACAUUAUCACAGCUCAGGCUGUGUACAUGGGGCUGUGGAUGAACUGUGUGUACCAGAGCACAGGACAGAUCCAGUGCAAGGUGUAUGACUCUAUUCUAGCUCUGGGAGCCUCACUGCAGGCCACCCGUGCCCUGAUGGUGGUGGGUAUUGUCGUUGGUGUCCUCGCUGUGGGCAUCAGCUCAGUGGGUAUGAAGUGCACCAAGUGCGGUGGAGAUGACAAGGUCAAAAAGUCUCGGAUCGCGAUGGGUGGCGGCAUCACAUUUAUCCUGGCAGGACUCUGCGCUCUCAUUGGUGCCUCUUGGUAUGGAAACCAGAUAGUUCGAGACUUCUACAACCCACUGACUCCAGUCAACACCAAGUAUGAGUUUGGAUCUGCCAUCUUUGUGAAUUGGGCAGGCGCUGCCCUCAUUCUGAUCGGUGGUGGGAUGCUGAGUUGCUCGUGUCCCAAGAAGAAUGGUUACCCCCGAUCUUACCCCAAGUCCAAACCCCGAUCUAACGCCACCAGCAACAAGGAGUUUGUAUGAAGUUUAUAUCUGCUCCUGGCGAGAAAGGAACUCCUCUCACCCUGUCGAAGAUGUUUGUACCCCCUUGAAAAGACUUCACCCGAGGAGCUUAACGAGAGCCAUCACUCUAUUAUUGAAGGGGCGAGAAAUUGCAUUUGUAUAACGCCAUGUAAAUUACUGCUUGGGACUGUUAUUUUUUUAAUCACUUGAUAAACCUGUAGAUUUGUGACUUAGUGUUUUUUGUUUAAAAGACAUGUUUUCUCUAUAGUUUUAAGGAGGGAUAGGGCAAGGCAGACUAUCAUCAGCCGUUAGUAACUUGUGGAGUGGGUUUUAUUUGUAAAAGUGGAACUGAAUACAAGGUGGCUUGAGUUAAUCCCCUUUUCUGUAAUUCUAAUUUAAAGUGUCCAAAUAUUUCAGUCCAUCUGUGUUCUGGGCCCUUUGAGAUUAUGGGAUGUUGGGUGGGAGGGUAGCAACUGGGAAGGUUCACUCUGGCCCUGGAGGUCAUUGGAGUGAGUGAUUGGUUUUUAAAGCAGCUUGCUUCUGUGGGUCUUUAACCCUCCAGUUCUGAAACAGAUCACUUCGGUUUUUUAAAAAAAUCGAGAUACAAACCUCUCCGGUUCCCUCAAGAUUUUGUUUUUGAAGGAGUUCUCUCUUGCGCUCUCUCUCCUGCAUUCCUUCUAUCUCUGUCUUUGGUGUGGGCAGAGGAGCUGACCUGGAGAAGCAGCAUCCCACAGCAAGGGACAGUUAGCUCUUGGAACCUGUCUCAAUUUUCCAGGUUAAUCAUGAUUUAAAAAAAAAACUGUUCUUGUACACGUGCCAGGAUUGGAGGGUUUAUUAAGAGUUUUGCUGAGAUGUUUUUAUUAAGAAAUGGAUUGUAGCUGUACAUUUUGUUUGUUUAUAAAUAAAUUUUUAAUCUGC
Molecule: messenger RNA, 1666 nt
Organism: Chiloscyllium plagiosum (whitespotted bambooshark)
Lineage: Eukaryota; Metazoa; Chordata; Chondrichthyes; Orectolobiformes; Hemiscylliidae
Source: RefSeq, a predicted model, not a curated record